Messenger RNA from Closterium sp. NIES-67, 455 nucleotides. NCBI's taxonomy places the organism in Eukaryota, Viridiplantae, Streptophyta, Zygnematophyceae, Desmidiales, Closteriaceae. The record is from the annotation of a GenBank genome assembly.
CAGUCAAUUCGUGUUGGUAUACCUUGAUGAUAUCCUAGUAUACUCAAAAACCGAAGCUGAGCAUACUCAACACCUAAAAUGGGUGUUGGGGAAGCUCCGAGAGCACAAGUUCUUUGCACAGCUUUGGAAAUGCCAUUUCUAUAAGCGCGAGCUCGAGUACCUUGGUCACAUUGUUGGCAAAAAUGGACUCAGGGUUGAUCCCAAGAAGGUGAGUGCGGUCCAGGAGUGGCCUGUUCCUUUAGACGUGGGACAGGUCCGAUCAUUCCUUGGACUUGCAAAUUAUUUCCGUCGCUUCUUGGAAAACUACUCUACUAUCGUCGUGCCACUCAUGGCACUAACUCAAAAAGCUUGGGCAUGGGAGUGGACCUCCGAGUGCCAACAGGCCUUUGAGAAAGUUAAGCGACGAUUUACGAGCACUCCUAUACUGUGAGCGAGAUUACCUUCAGUGGUUUUCU